Molecule: messenger RNA, 2472 nt
Organism: Oryzias latipes (Japanese medaka)
Lineage: Eukaryota; Metazoa; Chordata; Actinopteri; Beloniformes; Adrianichthyidae
Gene: pou5f3
Product: POU domain, class 5, transcription factor 3
Biological process (GO): regulation of transcription by RNA polymerase II
Molecular function (GO): DNA-binding transcription factor activity, RNA polymerase II-specific; RNA polymerase II cis-regulatory region sequence-specific DNA binding
Source: RefSeq, a predicted model, not a curated record
CGUCAGCCAAUGAGAGAGGAGAAAUGGGGACCUCACGCUCCCUCCGUCCUGAUUGGGAAAACCUGUGGGGCCAGAAGCUCAGAUGAUCAUUUGAGCUUGAAGGUGAGCUGCAUCUUAUGGGCUUAAUGGAGUCCGCCGCAGCUUUGGUUAUGUCUCACUAAAAAGCUGCGCCAUUUUCAGAAACUGCAGGGGAGAUGUCUGACAGGCCGCACAGCCCCGGGUCCAAAGUCCGGACCUACGACUUCAGCCGGGCUUGCAACCAGGUUUUGGAUCAGGAAAGUUUGGGCAACUCCUCGUCUUUCCACUUCUCUCCUAUGCUAACGGAUCCGGGCCUGCUCUACAACAAGCCCACUUAUGGCGGCAUCACGCCCGCAUCCACGCAGGGCUUUUUCCCGUUUCCCCACGUCACUAGUGACUACCGGGGAUCCGAGCUGCAGGCUGGGGAGUUCGGCCAACCGAAGCAUUGGUAUCCGUUCGCUGCGCCCGAGUACACUGGCCAGGUACCCGGCGCGACUGCAGCCACCCAGCCCUCUAACCUCAGCCCCCCAAUAGCCCAGACCCGAGAACAGAUCAAAAUGCCCGAAAUCAAGAUUGAGAAGGACACGGAUGAGGAGUAUUCAACGGAGAUGAGGGUUCAGCAGUACCCCACGUCCUCUGCGCCCAUGCCCCAUGGGGUCUUCUACCCUGCGGCCUGGAAUCCGUCCUUGUGGCCCGGGAUCACCCACAUUGCGCCACCUGGAAGCAGCAACCAGCUCCCCACGAUGUCCUCCAUACCCUCCCCAUCCAUGUCUCCUUCGCCCCCAAACAACGCGGCCCCAGGGGCCCCGGCUUUCUUUGGCGUAAACUCGUCUCAAGGAGCCGCGGAGCCGCAAGCGCAGAACCCAACCUCCACGCGGAGCAGCGGGUCAUCCAGUGGGGGCUGCAGCGACUCUGAGGAGGUACAGGAGAACCUUUCAACAGAGGAGCUGGAGCAGUUCGCCAAGGAGCUGAAACACAAAAGGAUCACUUUGGGUUUUACGCAAGCAGAUGUUGGCCUUGCAUUGGGGAAUCUAUAUGGUAAGAUGUUCAGCCAGACAACAAUUUGCCGCUUUGAGGCUUUACAGCUGAGCUUCAAGAACAUGUGCAAGCUGAAGCCCCUUCUCCAGAGAUGGCUAGAUGAAGCAGAGACUUCAGAAAAUCCCCAGGACAUGUACAAAAUUGAGCGCGUAUUUGCUGACACCAGGAAGAGGAAGCGGAGGACCAGUCUGGAGGGAGCGGUGCGUUCUGCUCUGGAGGCGUACUUCAUCAAGUGCCCUAAACCAAAUACUCAGGAGAUCACACACAUAUCAGACGAUCUGGGUUUGGAGAGAGACGUGGUGCGUGUUUGGUUCUGCAACCGGAGACAAAAAGGAAAGCGUUUGGCCUUGCCCCUAGAUGAGGAGGGCGAUAUCCAGUACUAUGAGCAGAGUGCGUCUCCACUCAACCUGGCACAUUCUCCCAUUACCACUCAAGGCUACCCACCGUCUGGCUAUCCCGGAGCCCCCCCACAACUCUACAUGCCCCAGCUUCACCGACCUGAUGUAAUGAAACCAGGCCUGCAUCCUGGACUGGUAGGUCACCUGACAGGAUGAUGGGAGACACUGCAGGCCUCCACCCAUUCACUCGAGCUGGGAGGGAGACCCGCUUUUAGCUCAUACAACACUCGAGGGGGAAAAAAAGAGUGGAAAGAUGUUUUAAUCGUGGAGCAUGAAUCAGAAAAUAUCAGCUGUGACCCACCUCAACACUGCAAAACUCUAAACCAUCUGCUUUGAUUUAGAACUUUCUCCAUAAAAGCACAUUUCCUCCCAAAAUGUGCUGAAUUCAGCUCGUAGUGGGACCGAGGCUGCUUGUGUUCAUGCUGUGCAAAUCAAGAACAUUCCGAUUUAUUGAAAACAAAAGACUCCUAUGCUUUUAUUUUUAUUUUUUGACAGUUGAGUCAAUCUCUGUGCAAUACUUGUGUAGCUGCCACAAAACUGAAAUAAGAUGAAGAAAAAAAUUCAGUGACAUCACUUUUUAGUGAAGAUGUUAAAAAUUGUUGGCAUAUUGAUGAAUCACUAGUAAAAUGUCUGAAAAAACACCAUGAGGUGUUUUUAUCCUGCAGUAUUAGAAUUCAUUUUAAAGUUUACAAAUCUUUACCAUUUACUUGCUCCAAUCUUUGAAAACGUUAAGUUCAAACUUGUCUCCUUUUAUUCAGUAUUUCUUGUAUUUAUAAGAACUUCCACACGUUGCUUACUUGACAACUUGCUGUCAGAGUGCAAUCAGAACCGUUACUCUAGCUAUUAGUUUGAGAUUUUAAAAUGGAUUAUAAUAUAUUGAAAUGUAACCACAAUAUUUUCACUCAUUCAAAGCAUUAAUUCAAUUUUGUCAUGUAUUUUUUUUUUCUUGUUUUGUUUUUUUUUGUACUUGCAAGUGACUAAUUAUUGCCAUCUUUUUAGUAAAUGUGUUCAAACUUCA